AGACAAUGGCCUCACAAUCUCUUGCCUAUAAGACAGGAGAUCGUCUCUUCCACUAUUCUCAUCUGUCUUCCACAAUCGUCUUCUUCAAUGAGAUCUCCACAAAUUUCAUGGCUCCUCCUCCUCUACUCUGUUUCUGUUCUUUUCUCCAUUGAUGAAGUUCUGGUUUGUGGCCAAUGUCUUGAGGAUCAGAGAUCUCUGUUGCUCAAGCUGAAUCAAAGUCUCUCUUUCUAUCCGCGGCUCCGUUCCGUUGCUUCAAAGCUUGCGACUUGGAAUACAAGCACUGAUUGCUGUAGAUGGAGGGGCGUCAGCUGCGACAAAGAUUCUGGUCAUGUUAACGUUCUCGACCUCAGCAGCGAAUAUAUAUCCGGAGGAAUUAACAAUUCAAGCAGCAGUCUCUUUAAACUUCGACAUCUCCAGAGCUUGAAUUUGGCUAACAACUACUUCAAUUCUACGAUUCCAUUUGGGUUUGGCAAAUUCGUCAAUUUGACCAACCUCAACCUGUCCAACGCGGGUUUUGCAGGCCAAGUUCCCAUUGAGAUCUCACGUCUGACGAGGUUAGUUUCUCUUGAUCUCUCCGCUACUUCGUUUGGACUCACUUUGUUGAGACUCGAAAAGCCGGAUCUCAGAACUCUUGUUCGGAACCUAUCAGGAUUGAGGACUCUCCGUCUUGAUGGAGUGAAUAUAUCAGCGUAUGGCAGUCAAUGGUGUCAGGCCUUAUCCUCUGCACUUCCUAAUCUGCAAGUGUUGAGCUUGUCCAACUGUUAUCUUUUAGGGCCGCUGGAUUCUUCACUUGCAAAACUAAGUUUCCUCUCACAGAUUCGUCUCAGCCAGAACAAUAUAUCUGAAGUACCAAUAUUCUUGGGGGAUUUCAGAAACUUAACUUCCUUGCAUCUCAGUUCUUGUGGGUUACACGGGACAUUCCCGGACAGAAUUCUUCAGCUAAGGACCCUUCGAACCCUCGAUGUAUCGCUGAACCCGCGUCUGCAUGGUUUUCUACCGGAAUUUCCUCCCAAGGGAGGAUCUCUUCAGACCCUGGUACUCUCUACCACUAGCUUCUCAGGUUCGUUACCAGAAUCUAUAAGCCAUCUUAGUCUUCUGUCCAAAUUAGAGCUUAAGAGUUGCAGUUUCAAUGGAUCAAUUCCAUCAUCAAUUAUAGAACUCAAGCAGCUUGAUUCUUUGGAUUUGUCGCUUAACAGCUUCACUGGUCUCAUACCUCCAUUGCCUGAAACUCUAACCCUGGUAAACCUUGCCCAUAAUUAUUUAACAGGUCCAAUUACGGACUCUCCUUGGGAGAGGUUUGCAAACCUUGUGAAUCUUGACUUAAGGAACAAUUCACUCAACGGAACGAUACCAUGGUCUCUAUUCACCCUGCCAACACUCAAAAAGUUACAACUAAACCAAAACCAAUUUGCUGGCCAAAUCAUGGAGAUACACAAUAUGUCUUCAGCACCGUUGGAUACCCUUGAUUUGAGUAGCAAUAAUCUGGAGGGACCAAUACCAUUAUCAAUAUUUGAACUCCAGAAUCUAAGUGUCCUUGCGCUUUCUUCCAACAAUUUCAAUGGCACUAUAGAGCUUGAGAUGUUUCAGAAACUACAGAACCUUACUAGUCUUGAUCUUUCCUACAAUAACUUGCUGGUCAACAUUGCUGUUCGUAAUUCUGACUCAUCAUUCCCCCAGAUCCGCAAACUGAUAUUGGCAUCCUGCAAGCUGCGAGGCUUCCCUGAUUUCUUAAGUCGAAACCAAUCAAUAAUGAGUAAUCUAGACCUGUCCAAUAAUCAAAUUCAAGGGAAAAUACCCACUUGGGUUUGGAAAAUUGGUGAUGGGUCUCUUACUUAUUUGAACCUUUCUUUUAACUUCCUCGACAGUCUGGAACGACCUUUGCCGGAUCUGAGUAAUAGUGCAUUGUCUGUUCUUGACCUUCACUCCAACUUGCUCCAAGGACCAAUCCCAGUUCUGUCAUCAACCCUCACAUAUUUGGAUUUCUCAAACAACAGCUUUCAAUCCAUCAUCCCAUCUACUAUCACUCCUUCCCUUGUCUUCACCAUCUUCUUUUCUCUCUCAAGCAAUAAUCUCACCGGGGAAAUCCCUCAAUCAAUAUGUAAUGCUGGUUAUCUUCGAGUUCUUGAUCUAUCUAAUAACAGCUUGAACGGCACAAUCCCCUCAUGUUUGGCUGACAUGAGCGCUACACUGACGGUACUGAACCUACGGCAUAACAACUUUGUUGGUCAUAUUCCUCAGGAAUUUCCAGUUGGGUGCACUCUAAGGACACUGGAUCUUAGUGGGAACAGAUUAGAAGGACCAUUGCCUUCAGCCCUGACUGAAUGCAUAAAGUUAGAGGUUCUCAAUCUUGGGAACAACCAAAUAAAUGGCCCAUUUCCAUUCUGCUUGGGAAGCUGUACUGACUUACGGGUCCUUGUUCUGCGCUCCAAUAGAUUCAGCGGACCCAUUGAAGGUGGAGGCACAAAUUAUACUUUCCCAAAGCUGCAAAUUGUUGACCUCUCUUCCAAUAACUUCACUGGUAAUUUUCCCACUGAAUCCUUUAUGACAUGGAAAGCAAUGAUGGUUGACGAGGAUGUAAAACAGUCGGAAAUUAAGCAUGAGACAUUGAGAGUCAGGUUCUUAAAAUACAGUCAAGUGUACUACCAGGAUACAGUGACAGUUACAAUCAAAGGACAAGAAAUGGAGUUGACAAAGAUCCUAACCGUCUAUACCUCCAUUGACUUGUCAAACAAUGGAUUCCAAGGGGAGAUUCCAAAUGUGAUAGGAAACCUCACUGCUCUCUAUUUUCUUAAUUUGUCACACAAUGCUCUAACUGGUCGAAUACCAUCAUCCCUGGGGAACCUGAAACAGCUCGAGUCAUUAGACCUCUCAAGCAACAAGUUAAUAGGAGAGAUCCCUCAGCAGCUGACAAAUCUAACAUUCCUUUCGGUCCUGAACCUCUCGUGGAACAACUUUUCGGGGAUGAUACCAAAGGGAUCUCAAUUUCAGACAUUUACAGAAACAUCCUUUGAAGGGAAUGAAGGCUUAUGUGGAGCCCCUUUGUCAAGAAAUGCACAGGCAAUGUUUCACCGCCAACAUCCAGAUCUGGAAACAUGGGUUCACAAUCUGAUGAAUUUGAUUGGAAGUUCAUAUUUAGUGGAGUGGGUUUUGGUGGAGGAGCUGCAAUGGUUGUUGCACCACUGAUGUUUUGGAAGAAGGGAAGGAAAUGGUAUGACGAACAAGUGGAAAGAUUUGUUUUCAUGAUAAUCCCCUCUGCAAGUUUGCUCUAUACCACCUGUGAUGAUGGAGGGGAUGAGACGGAGGAAAAUAUGGAAGAAGAGCUUCCAGAGAUAAGUGGAGAAUCCGAUGAUGAAGAGGAAGGAAACAAAGAUGAAGAAAGAUGGGGGAAAUUUUGUGUCUUCUGUUCCAAAUUAGACAGUAGCAGGAAGAAGAUUGUACAUAAUCCCAAUUGCUCUUGCCAUAGUUCGUCUCCAAUCAUUUAUUCUACCACCUCUUCUUCUUAGGUUGAAAUUGUCAAGUUCACAAAUUUCCCAAGCCUUGAAUAUUCUGUAUAUAAACAGAGAAAAGAGCACCCAUUAGACAUCGUUACUGAAGCAUAAAUUUUGUCAUUAUAUUUCUACGUGCUUGGUUUUCUGUGAU
Molecule: messenger RNA, 3639 nt
Organism: Telopea speciosissima
Lineage: Eukaryota; Viridiplantae; Streptophyta; Magnoliopsida; Proteales; Proteaceae
Product: receptor-like protein 7
Exons: 2
Coding region: 88-3183 (1031 amino acids)
Molecular function (GO): protein binding
Source: RefSeq, a predicted model, not a curated record